UAUACUGGCUCGGGGGAUCAGGCUGCCCAGUGACCCCCCCACAUCUCACGCACGCAAUGGCAGACAUCGAGCAGGCGAGGCUGGCCGAGCCGGCAUGGGCGAGCGAUAACCGGCGCGGGCGAAGAGGCGUGUCGUUCGGACUGCCAUCACUGCGCGGCGGCAUGGCCAUGCUCAUUGCCCUCGUGCUCUUCUGGGCCGGAUACGUGGUGCACAGCGCCCCGGAGCACGUCGCGAGCGUCAAGAGCACGCUCGCAGGCUGGGUCCACCCGACCCCGGUCGACAUCGUGCCCCCGCCCGUUAUCGACACGCGUCCGGACGUCGACAGCCUAGUGGAGGAGAUUGCGCGCAUCAAGGUGCUCAAGUCGCUGCUGAAAGAGCGCUUCCCGGCCGGCGAAUGGGAAAAGUACAGGUCGAACAACUACAACGCGCUCGACCGCCUCGCAUCAUGCAUCCAGCAUGGCGGGUGCCAUGAGAGCGAGGAGACGGUCAUCUUGGCAGGCAGCUAUCACUUUGGAAACUCCAAGGCCGGCGAUGUGUCCGGAGAGGACAUCUGGGCGGCAUCCACAAUCGAAAUGUUCGAGUCGCUCAACCACACCGUGCUCUACGCGUGGAACCAGUGGGAGUCGCUCCUCAUCUACCAGGCGCUCUCGAAGCGCAUCCCCAUCGUCAUUAUGGAGCGCGACCACUACCAGCGCUGCGUGGAGCGGACCGAGGGUGAACAGAAGGAAGACGGCGACGAGCACUGGCGCAAGCUGCCGUACUGCAUCCAGUCGGCAAAGUUCCCCGAGGGCAUCCCGUACUGGAAGAUCUUCUUGUGGCACUUCUGGCACGGCUCUGACCACGCUCUUGGAUCUCGCUGGACAAUGUCGCCCGAGGACUUUGCCAAGAUCUACCCCAACGACCCCAAGGCUGGGAACCACUACAUAGGCUACUCGAUCGAGUCGCGAUGCCGCAAGGAGCAGCACUUCAAAGAGCGCAAGCACCGCGGGUUCAUCUUUGGCAAGCAUGAAAACUUCUUCCGCCAGGAAGAAAACGCGUUCUGGGACGCCAUGCCCAAGGUCCGCGACGCGAUCAAGCCUGACGGCGACGAAAAGUUUGAACUCUACUCGCUUUCUGGGCCGACGCUCCCCGAGGGCAUUAUGGAGGAGACGUUCACGCCGGGCAUCUGGACGCUGGGUCGCCAGACUCAGUCGGGCUUCCACCGCUUCGUGGCGCAGAGCAAGGUCAUGAUCGGGACGGGCGCGCCGAAGCUCUCGCCGUCGCCGUACGACGCGCUGUGCAUGGGCGUGCCGUUCAUCAACCCCAUUCUCGAGUGGGACAAGAAGCAGCCGGCCGACAAGACCAAGUGGCGCGUUCAGCAGUCGGCGCUCAUCGACGUGCCCGAGCCGUACGUGUACCACGUGUACAAGCACAACGAGGAGGACUUUCACCGCGCCGUCGAGGCGGCAGUCCAGACCCCCAUCCCGCGCUACAUCCCCCCUCCGAUGCGCCUCAACGCCGUGCUCGAGCGCCACCGCCUGUGGGUCGCCAACGACUGGCACAAGGAGGCAAAGGAGCUCGUGGCGCAAAAGUACAGGGGCCAGCCGAAAUCCGACUAUGCCCACCUCAUCAUGGACGAGGUGUACAUGGAGGACUUCCCCGGCCCGCGUAUUGGCGAGUGGAUCUGGAAGGGCCCAAAGAGGCGCCGCCAGAUUGGGCAGUGAGUGGGUAGUAGUACAUAGGACAUUGCAGGUUGUGUUGUAAGAUGCAUAGAUGGC
This is a messenger RNA of Vanrija pseudolonga, 1757 nucleotides long. Its product is annotated as Alpha-1,6-mannosylglycoprotein 6-beta-N-acetylglucosaminyltransferase A. Gene Ontology annotation, molecular function: alpha-1,6-mannosylglycoprotein 6-beta-N-acetylglucosaminyltransferase activity. The record is from RefSeq and is a predicted model, not a curated record. Gene Ontology annotation, biological process: protein N-linked glycosylation. Gene Ontology annotation, cellular component: Golgi apparatus. NCBI's taxonomy places the organism in Eukaryota, Fungi, Basidiomycota, Tremellomycetes, Trichosporonales, Trichosporonaceae. The transcript has 6 exons. The coding region runs from base 57 to 1703 and encodes 548 amino acids.